Molecule: messenger RNA, 3607 nt
Organism: Harpegnathos saltator (Jerdon's jumping ant)
Lineage: Eukaryota; Metazoa; Arthropoda; Insecta; Hymenoptera; Formicidae
Gene: CalpA
Product: calpain A
Exons: 15
Coding region: 1292-3604 (770 amino acids)
Biological process (GO): proteolysis
Cellular component (GO): cytoplasm
Molecular function (GO): calcium-dependent cysteine-type endopeptidase activity; calcium ion binding
Source: RefSeq, a predicted model, not a curated record
UAUUUUUAGUCGUUUUUUUGCACGAUUGAAUUGGCAUUGAACUGAGUCUUUUCGAGGGUCCUGGUUUGUCACUCAUAAUAAAAAACAAUCGCGUAAACGGCCGUUUGGUGAGGGGCCGCAACACGCGAUAUCGCGUGAACGACAAUGAACGUGUUAAAUCGACGCUAAUUAAGUCGAGCGUGACGUAGCGGGAAAUGAUUCCGUGAAACGCGAUGGAUCCAAUUUCCUCGACUGGUCAUAAAAGACGCGCGACGAUAAAACCGCGGCGGGAGGCGCGACUGGGCGCUGUUUCGAGCGCGUCGCAGGUGCGAUAACGCGCGACUUCUCCGCGAUGUUCUCGCGUGGAUUCUCUCGCUAUUGUGUUCGCAAUUAAAAACACUCGCGUCGGGAGUGAUGAGCAGUGGCGAGCGGCGAAUUGUCAGGUUACCCGACAGGGAUUCACCCGGGACGCACCUAGGACGUUGUUUUAGGCUGUGACUCGCGACGAUCCCAUGUCGAGAUAAUAACACUGUGACUGUCUGACUUUCUGCGGUUGAAAUUAUUGCUCUUGGCAGACGCCCCGAAAUGCAGCGUUAAUGCACUUCGAGCAUGUGCUGUGCAUGCGUGUUCGGUUGAUAUAGCUUCGUCACGGGUCUAAGCCUCGCCGAAUCGACUCGAAUAGAACGGCAAUAACGACGACGUCUUUAUCGUCGUUAAUAUUACUCAGUGUCGUUUCUUCGGCAAGUUCCCCGUGGAAUUUGCAAUUCUGAUUCCGACGGGCGGGAGUUCCUUCGACUUUAUACUUUACGAACUUCUCAACGAGAUUUACCGUUAAGGAUCCGCGACUUACUACUACUCGCGCAGCUUUGAGUUUCCAAGGUAUAAACACGUGACAUAAUUACAAGUGAAUAGCCACAAAUGAAUAUUCAUACCGAUUCCGGUAUAAUAUAUCAGGAAGAAUCGGACCGAAAGAGAACUAGAUCGUAAUUGGGGACACAUACGAGCGGACCCGUCCAAGAUCGCGCUCGGUAGUUUCGAAAGAUAUCCUUCGCGCGUAUCGGUCGCAAGGACCUUGUCGCAGCCAUAACCUCGUGACUUUGAUAACGACGUCGCGCGACAUCGGCAGCGGUGCAAGCGGCACCGAUAAAAGUGAGGUUAAUCGGCAGCCAGAUAGAACGAUCGGCCAGCUUUCGGCGUCGUCGAGGUGAUACGCGUUCAGUGCAAUUCUCUCGGUUCAACUGAUCGUCCGACAGUUUCCGACAGUUGGACAUCGUGGAUCACCCGCGAUAAGAAUAUAUCAGGACAAAUCAGGAUGAAUACAUACGGAUGGAGCAGGGAGAUAUGCGAGCCAGAGUUCGUGCGGCAGGAGACGAGGAAUGUAGAACUGGGCGAGAAGGGCUCCGGCUUCAGACCGCGCGGUGAGGUCCAGGACUUCAACAGACUGAGACGGGAGUGCCUAGAGACAGGGCGGCUCUUCGAGGAUCCUGAAUUCCCGGCCAUCGACUCGUCGCUGUACUUCUCCCGCAGACCGGACAGAUACAUAGAAUGGAGACGGCCGAUGGAAAUCGCGGACGACCCGCAGCUUUUCGUGGAGGGCUUCUCGCGAUUCGACGUGCAGCAGGGGGAGUUGGGAGACUGCUGGCUGUUAGCCGCUGUGGCGAAUCUCACCAUGCAUCCGAAUCUGUUCUUCCAAGUGGUGCCGGAGGACCAAAGUUUCGAGGAGAACUACGCGGGGAUCUUCCACUUCAGGUUCUGGCAAUACGGCAGAUGGGUCGACGUGGUGAUCGAUGAUCGAUUGCCUACCUGCCGCGGCGAACUGGUAUAUCUGCACUCAGCCGAGAACAACGAAUUCUGGAGCGCCCUGCUCGAGAAAGCUUAUGCGAAGUUACACGGCUCCUACGAGGCGUUGAAAGGCGGCACGACCUGCGAGGCCAUGGAGGACUUUACUGGCGGAGUAACGGAGAUGUAUCAGAUGGACCAAACGCCGCCCAACUUAUUCAACAUACUGCUGAAGGCUUUUGAGAGAAACUCGUUAUUGGGUUGCUCGAUUGAGCCCGACCCGAACAUACUAGAAGCAGAGACACCUCAGGGACUGAUACGGGGUCACGCUUAUAGCAUUACUCGCGUGAAACACGUGGAAAUCGAGACGCCGAAUCAGCGCGGCACCAUACCUCUGCUGAGACUUCGGAAUCCUUGGGGAAACGAAGCGGAGUGGAACGGGCCUUGGAGCGAUCAGUCCCCGGAAUGGAGAUUCAUUCCCGAUCACGAGAAAGAGGAGCUCGGCUUAACCUUCGACGUGGACGGCGAGUUCUGGAUGUCGUUCCAUGAUUUUACGCGUUACUUCACCCAACUCGAGAUUUGCAACUUGAAUCCGGACUCGUUGACAGGUCACGAUCUCGAUGCCGGUAAGAAGCGUUGGGAGAUGAGCGUGUUCGAGGGAGAGUGGGUGCGCGGAGUAACGGCGGGUGGUUGCAGAAACUACUUGGAGACUUUCUGGCACAACCCGCAAUAUCGCAUCACGUUGGAAUAUCCCGACGACGAUGACGAUAAGUGUACCGUGAUCAGCGCUCUGAUGCAGAAGAACAGGCGGGCGCAAAAGAGAAUGGGUGCCGAUUGCCUCACUAUAGGAUUCGCUAUUUACCACUUGGAGUACCCGGAGAGAUUGCCGAAACCGUUGGACAUUAACUUCUUCAAGUACAACGCGUCUGUCGCUCGUUCACCGGCGUUUAUAAAUUUACGAGAGGUCACGUGUCGCUUCAAAUUACCGCCGGGCGUGUAUUGCAUAGUUCCAAGUACAUUCGAUCCGAACGAAGAGGGUGAAUUUCUGCUGAGAAUCUUUUCCGAAAACAAGAAUAAUAUGGAAGAAAACGACGAGGAAGUCGGUAUCGGCGAAGUCGACGAUAGGGUGAUUAACCAUGUGGGUGGUAAAGAGGAAGAGGACAGAAAUAACGUUCGCGAUGAACCCGAACAAGACCGCAAUACCGAAAAAGUCCGAGAAUUCUUUAAGAAACUCGCUGGUGACGACUUGGAAGUUGACUGGAUGGAACUCAAAGAUAUCUUAGAUUUCGCCAUGAGAAAAGAGUUACCGCAGUUGGCGCAUCGUAGCGAGGCACAUGUACCCGAAACUGUUGAAGGAAAUGGUUCGUUUGUCGACACUCUCAUCUCACUGCUGUGCGGCGUUGUUUGUAAUAAUGAACAGUACAAUAAGCCCGUAGAUACUCAAGACAGAGGAUUUAGCAAAGACAUAUGUCGCAGCAUGGUCGCAAUGUUGGAUGUAGAUCAUUCUGGGAAACUCGGUUUUGAAGAAUUCAAGACGUUAUGGAAUGACAUCAGGAAAUGGCGGGCUGUUUUCAAGCUAUACGACAAAGACGAAUCGGGCUAUCUGAGCGCGUUCGAAUUGAGACAAGCGUUAAAUAGCGCCGGAUAUCGUUUGAAUAAUCAUAUUCUCAACAUUUUGGUCCACCGUUAUGGCACCAAAGACGGCAAAAUUACAUUCGAUGAUUACAUAAUGUGCGCGGUCAGACUUAAAACGAUGAUCGACAUUUUCAGAGAAAGAGAUCCAGAUCAAACCAACACGGCUACGUUCACGAUGGAAGAAUGGAUAGAGAAGACGCUUUACUCGUAAUAA